This is a messenger RNA of Polychytrium aggregatum, 775 nucleotides long. RefSeq lists its product as uncharacterized. NCBI's taxonomy places the organism in Eukaryota, Fungi, Chytridiomycota, Chytridiomycetes, Polychytriales. The transcript has a single exon. The coding region runs from base 395 to 709 and encodes 104 amino acids. The record is from RefSeq and is a predicted model, not a curated record.
CUCGGCCGUGGGAAUCUGCGGCUCCUUGUGCAGGAGCUCGUGCCCAAAGCUAAGGGCGGUCUCCAAGACCAGGAGCACUGGCGGCUUGGACAGCGUCUGGCUGGCUUCCAGCGACAGCCGCGAGGUGGCUUUGCUCUGGAUGCGCUUCUGGUGGAUCCGGCGGAUGACCUUGUUGACGACGGCAAGGAUCUGACUAACCUGGAUGCUCGAGUCGAGGUUGAUCGACUGGUUCAGCGGCCGAUCGUAGACCUGAAAGAUCGAUCGCAAGGUGUCGGAAUAGUCGGCAAAAUCAAAGCCCAAGAGCUGGCAAAAGCGGUCCAGGCUGAAGGGCAUCUUCUUCUGCUUGACGACAAGGUCAAAGCAAGGACUCAGGAACUUUUGGAUGUGGUAGGAGAUGUACUCGGCGCGCAUCACUUGGAACUGUAGCAGCGGGAUGCUUGCCGGCCUGUUGUGCACAUUCCACAGCUGCAGCGGGGCCGAAGCACCCUCGCUGAGCUUGAUGCCGGUGGUGCCACCGGGCGGGAGCCAUCCCAGAGCCUCGGCCGUCUGCUCGAUCUUGGGCAAGACCUCUGCGAUCUUGGCAACCAGGCGCUCAAUGUCCGAGAAUCCAACGAGCUUUGACGGGAUUUUGGAGACUGGCUCGAGGCAGGCCUCGAGGGUCGGGGCGGUCGGCAAGACUGAGCCAAUGGCAGCGUUUCCGGUCGCAUAGAUCUCGAGCAUGCGCCCGUGCAGAGCGGUAUUCAAAAACUCGAGGGUUACAAAGCCGGCGGCGCCU